Messenger RNA from Coregonus clupeaformis (lake whitefish), 831 nucleotides. RefSeq lists its product as uncharacterized. Bases 103 to 831 code for a protein of 242 amino acids. The record is from RefSeq and is a predicted model, not a curated record. The transcript is spliced from 4 exons. NCBI's taxonomy places the organism in Eukaryota, Metazoa, Chordata, Actinopteri, Salmoniformes, Salmonidae.
AGGCUCCUGUCAGUUGAAGCCCUUCAAGGUGCGUCUGGCAACCUGAUUGCAAAGGUCCAUGGUCUCAUUCAGGAGAUAACCAUAAACCGCCAGCUUCAAUCCAUGGUUGGCCACAGAAGCCUCUCUCAACCAGCGCUGCCUAAACCAGCCCUGAGGAAGCUGUCAAAGGACGAUGCCUCAGAGCUCAUUUACAACUUUGCCCAGACUUCUGUUAGGAGACUCCUGGGGCAGUGUAUGGGAAGGCCUAUGCCACCAUCGGCUGAAAUGGUUUUGGAUCAGGUCAUCAAGUUGAUGACAGACGUGGUGAUGGACAGCCUGACUUAUGUGUCCAAGUCUACAAUGGAGGAUGACACCAGCAAUGCCACAAGUGACAUCACUCAUGGUGUUGUAGCUGACCUUAAUGCUACUGAGGAAUUCCUUGCCAGGAGCCUUAGCCCGGCUGAUGUAAAGGCUGACGGCAUGGCCCGUCUUCCCUCUGCCAGAGGGGAAGAGACUAAGAAGAACAGGAAGUGGCGUUUCCUACCGAAAAUGCAUACGUUUCCAAAGAUCAUGAUUAAGCUGUUCAAGACAAAAGGGGAACCGAAGAGCCACCCUAAACAGGAUGCACUGCCUACCAAACGUCUCAGAGAGACUCAUAUUUCUCAGGAUGCUGAGUGUGAGGUUCCAGAGGUUCCAUCCACUCCCCCUCCCAAGGAGGACCUGACAACCACACCGGCCCCUGCUCCCCAGGAGUCCCAGUCCCGUAAACGCCCACUCAUAGUCAGGGUGUUACACGCUCUCUCCAGAGCCAUCUCCAAACCAUUCAGAGGAGCUUCUGGGAAGAAGAAUUAG